AUGGCGGAGAUUGACGCGGCCGCUGCGUUAGAGGAGUUACUGUUGCUGCAACACGCUUAUGUUAACAAUUCCAAGACUUCCAAACAAGAUAAUUCUUUCGAAAACGUAUUCACGUCAUUUCAGUCAAUGCUAUUAGAUCCAAAGAAUCAUGAAGGGUCAUUCUGGCAGCUCGAUAUUUUCCAAUUGAUUUCUUCUGUACUUACAGAUCAAUUAAGUAGCUGCAUUGGUGAAGCAGUAGAUGCUGUAAUUUCUGAAACGCUGCAGGAUCCUGAGUACGUCUUAAGCUGCGUAAAGGCUCGUGUCGAGACGAGUCAUCAGCUUCAAGAGACUUUAGCGCAAUUACAAAACAUGUUAAAGAGGUCAGCAGAUCUACUUAAGGAAUCAACGGAUAAUAAAUAUGCGGUAACGCUUGAAUCCAAUAAUUCCUUGGCUUCAUUCUGGAAUAAAGUGCAAGAAAAGAUUGACAUGAGGAAGAAAAACGAAUUACUCGCUGAAAAUCAAAAAAGCGUUGAUUCGAGUUUGAACGAUUGCUCAUCUGAAAUACUAAGUUUCGACGAGAACUUCAUGUCAAGGUCAGCAACGAGAAUCUCUUGUAUAGACAACCUUCCUUCUACGAUUCAAAAAAUGCAGAGUACUGAUAAGGUGGAACGUACAAAAGGACUAAACGAGUUUGUGCAGGUGCCAAUGACAGAGAUUCUAAAUUCGGGAUUGCUUUUUCCUGCUUCUUGCUCUGCGAUUGUCACGUUCUUUCUCGACACAACGCGAGCCCACAGAAUUGUGUGCGAUCUGAUGAAUCAAAUUGAAGAUGCAUAUCAGUUCCUUGAAUUGUUUUGGGCGGUUCUGAAUUUUAUUGGAAUGCACGUGGAGAGUGGCGAACUGCUUCUAAUCGAGGAAGACUUAAGUCACAGCACUGAUGUACGUUCAAUUCUUGUUCUCGACUGUUUUCGAGUACUCUACAGGUUACUGUACACUGUCAUGCGACACUGGAUACACUUUUCAGCCGAAGCACUUGCUCAACUUUUGCACUCGAGCUUUUACCUUCUGUCUUUGUAUUCAAAGAAGGAAACUAAAGCCGAAACGGAACAAAGGACUCCUUUGACAAUACUGUUCGUUCUUAAUGAUGAUCCAGUGCGGUGGCUGAUGCUGUGGUUACUCAAUGUCCCCAAUCUUUCACAAUUGUUUCGCGCGAUAGACGAUUCUGGAUUCAUCAUUGAUCUGUUGCAACAUUUGUCUUGUCUCCAGCCAUUAAAUCCAGUGACACCCUUCACUUCACUAAGUGCAAUAUUAGAAAAGCGGACCAUGCAGUGUAUGUUGACUAUCGUUUCAUACAUCUGUGAGUACCAGCAAGGGCGAGAUCUACUAAGCCAGUGGCAAGAAAUUCCUGCCCUUCAAUAUAUUAGACAACGCCAUACAACAUGGAUCCGACCAGCUUUGGAGCCCAUUGCCAUCAGCAAUAAUCUCAUUUAUGGUAAGAUAGUGAUGCCGGCCUCGACAAAGCAAAGCAGUUGGGUAGAAGUGCCGCUUGAUGAUUCGAUGGCUAGCUGCAAGAUCCUUGGGACGAAUGUAAUCGAUGCAAUUAUUCUCUCAAUUGCAACGGUCUGUAUCAUUCAGUUGUUUUUGAUAAGGUAUAAGCGCUUAAUCUUUUGCUUUUUAGCGUAUCUUCAGUUUAUUGUCAUUGGACCGAUAUACUUGCAUGAGGACAUAGAUAAGGCUUUCAAUGAUCGCUGGGCUAUAGCGAGUCUGAAAAGUGCUGCAACUUAUCUGCAUCGUGCAGAUGAUAACGACUUGGUUUCAACACUCCUUAAAAUCGUUGAUGCUUGCUGGACUGCAAAAAUUUCAGGUCACCUGAAGGGUGUGACAGAAGAACGAGAAAUGUGUUCAUGGUUCCCUUUCAGGCAACCGAAUACUCAAAUCCACCAAUUAUUAUAUUCAUGCUUGUCAACACAAUCUCGCGAUGAAGAUGCGAUUUUAAAGCUCCAAGCCUCCGGUCAACUACUUUUGCAAAUGAUCCUGUCAAGCAAAGCUGUGAUUGAUGUUGCUAUUCAGGAUCCUGAUUCACGCACAACAAAACAUGUUUUCGAGUUAUGCAAACGCUUUCUACAGUCGCACUAUGGUAAAGCGACGGACAACAACAGGAUAACGGAUGAUUGGAUCUGUGAGGAGAGCAAACUUUUUGACUUAAUAGUGGAUACGGCACUUCAUCCAAAGAUAUUUAAAGUAGCGAAAACAGCUCAAGUUAUUCAUGAGCUCUGGAAUAUUUGCACAAUAUUCUCCAAACGAAAAGAUGAUAAAGACUUUCUACAUCUGAGCGGCCGUAUCGUACGUUCCGUGUGGCAUUCAGCAAGAGCACUUGACGAGCUAGAUACCGUGAUCGUGACUACCUUUCUACAUACUCGGUCGCAGGAUAUAACAGAGCUAAGUAUUCGAGAGCUUUUGGGCUGCUUAUCAAAUCAAGACUCUGCACAGACCUUUUUCGGUCUUGCCAAUUUUCAAGGAAUGUUAAUUCAGACUAUCUUCGAGCUCCAAGCGUCUACUGACUUUACUUUAGCUCUUAAUAGCUCCGAUGAUGAAUGUCCAUUCAAUCUGAUCACCCCAAUGAGACGCUUGCAAUGGCUGCAAUGCUGUUUGAGCUCACACUUUGCAUGUUCGUCACUACUUUCCAUGAAAACGAGUCCAUUGAUCGAUUUCUUCGCUAAAAUGCUGAUUCGUCACAAAGCAGAAACGUGUUUGAGAUCCUGUUGUGCUGAAGAUACUUGUUGCGUAGUAUUUCAGCUCCUUCUGUCGCUAGUCUCGAGUGUUCCAUCGAUGCUCAAGUGCAGUUCAUUGCUGUCACAACUCAAUGUGAUCGCAUUUAAUGACGAAAGUACACUCCAACGAGGCGCUUUCUGUGACACAAACGACAUUAUAAGUCCCUGCUCGCUUGUUGAGAAACAACUUUGCUACGAAUACAAGUUUAUUGGUGGCCCAAAGGAAAAGUUGUCUCGAUGCGAGCUUUCUGCUUUUAAAGUACACACGAAUGCAUUUGAAGACGUUUACGAAGACUCUAUUGCCAAGAAGCCAAAUCAUUUUAAAUUUGAAGCUGCUUUUGUACUUCAAAACAGAAUAUUUCAGUUGUUUCAGGCCAGCUCAGAGCGUAUGGAAAUCGCAGAAAUCUCGCAAGCUUCGUGGGAUCUUAUUCAUCACCUUGAAACUCAAUUUGAGAUUGAAUUUCCUCAAGGAUUGAGAAGUUCAGCCAGUAUUUUUACUGAAAUCUUUGCUAGACUCAUUUAUUGUCUUGUGGUGAAAAGGAGCAGUUUGUUAUGUUCGACUAAGAAACCAAAAUUCAAGCCUGACGAUACUCAUUGUUCCUCUACCGACUCUGAGCAGAAGUGCAUGAGCCGUUUAUACCAAAACUAUGCGAGUGGACUAUCAUUAGAGUCAUCUUCCACCCUGAUGGAUUCUAUUGUCGAUACUUUUGGCAGUAUUUCACUGGGUUGUUUUCCCGUGACGAUGUUGAUGAUCUUGUAUCCAACCUACGAAGAAGCUGAUAUCGCAAAGUUUUUAUCGUAUUGUUUUGCAAGUUCAUCGACUGAAUUCCAAUGGCUACGAAGCCCUUAUAGUUGCGCUGGAGAAGGUUCUUCAAACACGACAGAUAUAAUUAUUGCUCAGAAAGUGGAACUGAUACUUCACAACGAAUUUCCUCAGAUUAUACACGCAAUCGAUCAGUGUCAAUGUUCUGUAUUGACUCUUGUGAUGCGUUGGCAUAGCCAACAUUUCUGGAACUAUUUAGAUUGGGAAAAUAUUGUCAUCUACACAUAUUUAAUCAUCUUAUACGGAGUCGAUUUUCAAGUUUAUGUGAUUGUCGCUAUUUUGAGGCAUUUGGAGCCCACAUUGCGUGAGUUGACGGCUAAGCACAGCUCGCAAAGUCUUGUACCUUUCCUCACUCUUCUUCGUGAACCAAUCCGAGAUUUUCGUUUUAGCUCGUGGGAAAGUUAUCUUCUCCAUCUACAAAACAAAGAUCACAACAGGCAUGACGAGCUUUUGUCUUCUCCACAAUAA
Molecule: messenger RNA, 4038 nt
Organism: Plasmopara halstedii
Lineage: Eukaryota; Oomycota; Peronosporomycetes; Peronosporales; Peronosporaceae
Exons: 8
Coding region: 1-4038 (1345 amino acids)
Source: RefSeq, a predicted model, not a curated record